Messenger RNA from Oppiella nova, 1767 nucleotides. Lineage: Eukaryota; Metazoa; Arthropoda; Arachnida; Sarcoptiformes; Oppiidae. The record is from the annotation of a GenBank genome assembly.
AUGAACAAACCUGUGCAUCAGGAGACCUUUGGCAAGAGUGGUUGUCGUCGUAUAGUUCCCGGACAGUUCUUGGCUACUGAUCCCAAAGGACGGGCUGUUAUGAUAAGUGCUGUUGAGAAGCAAAAAUUGGUUUACAUUCUGAAUCGCGAUGCAAGCGCUCGGCUAACCAUAUCUUCACCAUUAGAGGCCCACAAAUCCAACACUUUUGUGUUUCAUACGGUUGGCAUUGAUGUGGGCUUUGAGAACCCGAUGUUUGCCUGUCUUGAGAUGGAUUACGAAGAGGCGGACACCGACCCAACCGGAGAAGCGGCACAACUGACGCAACAAACACUGACUUUCUAUGAAUUAGAUUUGGGUCUCAAUCAUGUGGUCCGCAAAUACAGUGAACCUCUUGAAGAACACGCAAACUUCUUAAUCACUGUUCCCGGCGGUACUGAAGGCCCUUCUGGUGUUCUCAUCUGUUCCGAGAAUUAUGUCACUUACAAGAACUUUGGAGACCAACCGGACAUUCGAUGUCCGAUACCUCGACGACGCAACGAUUUGGACGAUCCCGAGAGAGGGAUGAUAUUCGUGUGUUCGGCCACUCAUAAGACCAAAUCGAUGUUCUUUUUCCUCGUGCAGACAGAACAGGGAGACGUCUUUAAGCUGACCCUUGAGAUCGAGGACGACAUGGUCACUGAGAUUAAGCUCAAGUACUUCGAUACGGUUCCCGUCGCCGCCAACCUCUGCGUCCUUAAGACCGGAUUUCUAUUCGUUGGCUCAGAGUUUGGGAAUCACUAUCUCUACCAAAUCGCACACUUAGGCGAUGACGACGACGAGCCUGAGUUCAGCAGUUCUAUGCCUUUAGGAGAGGGCGAGACCUUCUGGUUCUCUCCGCGUCCGCUCAAGAACUUGGUUUUAGUGGACGAAUUGGAGUCUCUGUCGCCUAUAAUGCACUGUCAGAUUGCAGACGUGGCUAAUGAAGACACCCCUCAAGUGUUAGUCGCCUGUGGAAGGGGUCCGCGAUCUACACUAAGAGUUUUGAGGCACGGCUUAGAGGUGUCUGAGAUGGCUGUGUCUGAACUACCGGGAAGUCCUAACGCUGUUUGGACUGUCAAGAGAAGGGCUGACGAAGAGUUCGACUCUUAUAUUGUCGUCUCGUUUAUUAACGCAACACUUGUCUUAUCUAUUGGAGAGACCGUUGAGGAGAUAACAGACUCCGGUUUUUUGGGAACCACUCCAACGCUGUCGUGCGCGCAGAUCGGGGACGACGCUCUCGUCCAGAUAUAUCCGGACGGUAUUCGUCAUAUCAGAGCUGAUAAACGAGUGAAUGAAUGGCGAACUCCCGGGAAAAAGCAUAUCUCAAAGUGUGCUAUAAAUCACCGACAGGUUGUGAUUGCUUUAACCGGCGGUGAGAUUGUGUACUUUGAAAUGGAUAUCAGCGGACAGUUGAAUGAAUACACCGACAGGAAAGACAUGAAUUGUGAUGUGAUUUGUAUGGGUUUGGGAGAAGUGCCGGCCGGUGAACAGCGCUCCAGGUUUUUGGCCGUCGGUCUCUCGGAUAACACCGUUCGCAUCAUAUCACUCGACCCAUCGGAAUGUCUGUCUCCCCUCUCAAUGCAAGCACUGCCGGCAACUCCGGAGUCUUUAUGUAUCGUUGAAAUGGGAUCGAAGAGCGAAUCUAAAAGCUCAGGACGUCUUUACCUGAAUGUUGGCCUUCAAAAUGGUGUGCAUUUGAGGACAGUUCUCGACGAAGUGACCGGCGAUUUGUCUGACACGAGGACCCGG